UACUAACCAACACUACUCACUGGACACAUGAGAAAGCGCAGCAAAACUCGCGACUUCCAAAGAGAAUACAUAAUUAGUUAAUGGUUUAUGGUGACGCGGAGAGGAAACACAAGAUCCAUUUCAAUUAGACCUCUGAGGAACCCUUCUCGGCCUUCUCCAAAAUCUCAGUUCAGAUUAUGUGAACAGCAUCCAUAGGCUCCCAAAUGGAUAACGAGGAGAGUCCGAUGUGCCAAGGAGAGAAGCUUGCUUCAGCUGUAGAUGACACUCUUGAUGAAUAUUUAAUCGCCCUCCAGCACAAAAACAGGAUCCUAAAGCGCCUCAAAGUCAAAGACCCCAAGGAGAUCGAGUUGGAACAUCUUGAGCAAGGUUUUUCAAUUUAUUUAAAUGGAGCCAAUGCUGAAGCCAGUAGGAAGCAGCCCAAGAGCUCCGACCACAAGUCUGUCCCCUCCUCACAUGCUCGACAGCCUGCACGUACAGCAGAUGUCUGUAGAAGCGCCCACCAGCUAACUGAAGACAGCCGUUAUCUGGAGCAGAGCCACAGGAAGAGGAGCCACACUGCCCCAGGAAAGGUCCAAAGGAAAGAAUGGGUGCAGGAUUCUGUCAGAAUUCGAACAGAAGAAGGACCAAGUUUGAAAAUCUCACCAGAAAAACACUACUCGGAGGAUUUUGAGCCCUAUGAAAGCAUAGACAUGGAGAGUUCCAGUCUGCACUCUACUCGUAGUCCCUGCUCCCCGAGGGACAUCUCCAAGGCGUCACGCUCCUUCAGCUCCAGGCCCGAGAGCCAAGGAGGCCAGGCGAGCCAGGAGCACGGUGAGAAGGUGCUACUCAACCUCGAGGAAGUGAAGGUCCUGCGGAGGAGCUUGGAGGUUAGCAUGCGGAGGAGCAACCGCGGCUCAGCGGGGGAGGAGUCAGACGAGGAGUGGGUGGAGGAGCACAUCGAGAGGGAUGAGAGCACUGAGAGUCUGGACGAACUGGGACUGCCUCUCUCGUCUUCCAAGUCGUCCUCCAACCCAGCACCGUCUCGGUCCAGCAGCGAUCUUGACUCGGCAAACCUCAUCGUCCUGGACUUUGGGCCCUCACCUAAAGGUCGUAAGAUUGAACGCUCCCUGUCAGCAAAAAGGAAAGAAAGCAUCGACCCUUUUAUACCUACCAAGCCUAUGUUAGUGAAGAGCAAGACAUUAGAUAGGCCACCUUCCAGAGACAGCUGGGAUGGUCAGAGGCCAAGGAGUCGAGUGGAGAGGCCUCUGUCAGCAGCCAAAAAGGCUUCCGUUGAGGAGCGGGACCCAGAGGACAUGGCAUGCAGGGUACGCCAGGCUAUCCAGAGAGAGAACAAGCCCAUGCAGAGUUUGGAUCUCUUCAGUAGCAACACGGGCAGGGGACACCUGAUGAUGAAUGGCUCGGUGCGCCUCAACAGCCAUGACCAAGAUGAGAACAGUGUCACCAUGGCAAUGAACAGAAUAACACUCAUGGGACAAAGACAACAACAGAAGCUGCUGAAAGCCUUGGAGAAACUUGAAGCAUCACCCAGCAACAACAUAUCUCAGAGUGUCAAAACAGAUUCUAACAAGCAGCCGAGACACCAGUCUUCAAUCGAGGUCACUCCUGCGUUGUAUGUUACCAUGGAGAUCCUGUCAAACUGGGGGAACGCUCUGCAGGUCGGGCUGACUGAGUUGCAGUUUUUCUGCCUCAGAAACAAGAGGCUGUAUGUCUCGCCUCACGACCUGGACAUCAGGAACGCUGACUACCCCGGGAAUCUGGGGUCCCUUGUCAAUGGAAAGAUGAAGACCACCAAAGAGCGUCACAUGUGGGCGUGUCCGUUCCACCCUCCCAUCCAGCUGUACUUCAUCAUCAGGAACACAGAGCGCUCCCCUGACUUUGGAAUAUCUCACAUCAAAAUCUGGAACUACAACAGAAGCCUAAAUGGUAUUGACAUUGGUGCCCGGCACAUAAAGCUGUACCUGAACAGCACGUUGGUGUUUGAAGGCGAGCUGGAGAAGGGCUGCGGCAACCAGGUUUUUGACUACAGCACCACGAUUGACCUCAAGGACUUCCAGGUGUCAGACUCCUUGUAUUCCAGCCCUGUGUCUUCAGGACACAGUCUACGAGGGGCGAGCCCCCAGCGCCAUGACAACAAGAGGGGUGUGGAGGUCAGCAGCAUCCAGAGACUCCCAAAUUCCACUCAGCAGUCCUCAGAUACAGCAGGCCAGGAUAUGAUGGACACACCUCUACCGCCUAUCACUCCCACUUCCUCCGCUCGCCACUCCUCCACACAGAGAAGCUCUUUCGAUCUGUCCGAGGAGCCCCUUUCUCUCAGGCAUCAGUCGGAGCCGCCUGCUCCCAUGGAGCAGACUGUCACCACCCAGCCGUCGUCAACACGGGUUGCUCCCCAGUGGCUGCAGCCCCUGAACCGAGGAGCUCCAGAGGGCUGCGAGGCCGGCAGGGAGAAGCCACGGUGGCUGGUGCCCCAACACUCAGCAGAGCCCAAAUCGCCAUCAUCCUCCUCGUCCUCCUCGAUGCUCCCAGAGCUGCCGUGCAACCCGGCUCGAGUGUGCAGGGGGACGGAGAGGACAACAAACGGGGGUCAGUGGAAGACUAACUCUGUGGACCUGAGCUCUGACCUGCUGGAGGAGCUCGGAGAGCAGAAGCCCGACAGGCCAGUCAGCGGACGCAGGAGCUUUGUCCGAAACACAGCGAGCGCCAGACCGACAGACGAGCAGCACCUCCAUGCUACUGCACAGACAAACACAGAGGAGCCGAUGUCACUGGUGAGCACCAGCAGGAGGCAGAAUGCCGCUCGCUCUCAGCUGCACAGCCAACAGGACGACACCCUCAUGGAGUCCUGGGACUCUCUCACCAAGUUCAACCAGUGCCAGCGUGGACGCAUCUCCAACAUGGGCUUCGAGGGGGACAUCUUUGAUGAGUUCCUCCAGAGGCAGGGACGUGGUCCACCCACAGUCCAGAUGAACCCUUUCGCAGCACCCAGGAGCCCGGUUUCCUCCAUUACGGAUCAGGGGGCCCUUUGUGAAAACCCUGAAGAUGAUCCGUCCAUGGAGCGGGAGGAUGAGUUUGAGAUCCCGGUGCUGCCACACGGCCAAAGGCUGAUCGUCAACAUCCUGUCCACAUGGGGCGACCGCCACUAUGUGGGCCUCAAUGGGCUCGAGGUUUUCAGUUCCAGUGGAGAGCCACUACAGCCCGCUCACAUCCGUGCUGACCCUCCAGACAUCAACAUCCUCCCCGCAUACGGCAAAGACCCACGAGUUGUCACCAACUUGAUCAACGGGGUUAAUCGUACCCAGGAUGACAUGCACCUUUGGCUUGCACCGUUCACCCCUGGUCGAAACCACACCAUCUUCCUGGACUUUGGAGCUUCUCACCAGGUGGCCAUGAUCCUGUGGAACUACAACAAGUCUCGCAUUCACUCCUUCAGAGGGGUCAAGGAGGUGGAAAUGCUGCUGGACGGACGCUGCAUCUUUAGGGGCGAGAUCGCCAAGGCCUCUGGGACCCUGUCAGGAGGGCUGGACCAGUUCGGUGACACCAUCCUGUUCACCACCGACGACGACAUCCUCGAAGCAAUGUCUCGCUACGACGAAACCUUUCUCAGUGAAGGCGAGGGUCCAGAGGGUCUGGUGUGUGAGGAGGAGCUGCAGAGGCCACGUACCGCUGACGGAGAGGGAGAGGAAAGACCCUUCACACAGGCCGGUUUCAGAGAGGAAGAUCUCCAGCUUAAACUCCACCUCAACCCCUCUGUGAGCCAGUGUGAGGAGAACAUGGAGCUCCAUCCUGGGAUGUAUACUGGAAAGUGCCUUAGACUAGAGUUGGUGUUGACCUGGGGGGACUCUCACUACAUGGGCCUGACAGGACUGGAGGUGGUGGGGAAGGAUGGAGAGAGUUUACCUUUAGACCUCAGUAUGAUGGCUGCCUCGCCCAGAGACCUCAACGACCUGCCUGAGUACGGACACGACCUGCGAACACUUGAUAAGCUUAUAGAUGGCAACAAUAUAACCACUGACGACCAGCACAUGUGGCUGAUCCCUUUCUCCUAUGGAGAGCCCCACGUCUUAAACAUGACAUUUACCAAGACCCAGACCAUCGCAGGACUCCGUAUUUGGAACUACAACAAGUCCCCCGAGGACUCGUACAGAGGGGUGAAGGUGGUUCACAUGUUCGUGGACGAUGUCUCCAUCUCUCCGCCCGACGGCUUCCUGAUUCGGAAAGGACCAGGCAACUGUCACUUUGACUUCGCUCAGGAAAUCCUCUUCAUAGAUUUCCUCCACAAGCCCCCUGCCAACCAGGGUGCAGAGGACUACCACAAAGGAAGCUCUAAGAAACAGGAGCAGGCCAGUAUGGAUUAUGAAGCUCCCAUCAUGCCUUGUGGCUUCAUCUUCCAGCUGCAGCUGUUAACAACCUGGGGAGACCCGUACUACAUCGGCCUCAAUGGUCUGGAGUUUUACGACCAGAACCACGAGAAGAUCAACCUCAGUGAAAACAACAUUGCUGCUUUUCCCGACAGCGUGAACGUGCUGGACAAUGUGAGCGGUGAUGUGCGGACUCCAGAUAAAUUAAUAGAUGGUGAGGACAGCACCCACGAUGGAAGACAUAUGUGGUUAGCCCCGGUGCUUCCUGGACUGGUGAACCGUGUGUACGUCAUCUUUGAUCAGCCGGUGACAGUGUCCAUGAUCAAACUGUGGAACUACUCGAAGACACCACACAGGGGAGUGAAGGAGUUUGGGCUGCUGGUGGACGACCUCCUGGUGUAUAAUGGUAUCCUGGACUGUGUGUGCCAGGUGGCGCGAGGCAUUCUGCCCACCUGUGAUUCAUUGGUGCCCUAUCACACCAUCCUGUUCACAGACAACGCCUAUAUUGCACACAGGGAGAGGAACACUGUCAUCAGUAAUUAUGUGGAGGAUCAGGAUGUGAAGAUGACCAAUGAGAACCAGAUAGUCCAUCAUAACAAGAAGAAGCAGACCGCAGAUCCAGCUCUUCGGCCUAAAACCUGCAUGACUGAUGGCGGGAAACAUGGAAAGAGGAGGUACUGACGGACAAACAGACAGAACUUUAAGGGAGGAUAUUUUUCACCAACUUUUUUGUGGUUGACUUUUGAAACCUCCCAAAACGACACUGAAGAGGACGGAGCUGGUGUGAGCACACACUUCUCUUCUCCUUGAAAUGACAACACACGCACUGCGACAUGUCAACAUGUGAGAACAUGUACUGUAUGGUUGUUCCUCCCACAGUGCCAGGAUAACCCUGUGAGGCUGCAUUGAAUCAGCCUCAUUAUUGUGCCUAGUACUACACACUAUAUCUGUGGCUGCUAAUUGUGAAUUUGUGCUGCAUAUUUAAUGCUGCUUGUGGCGUGCAAAUAAUAGAAGAAAAAAAAAAAAAAGCUCUUGGGCCACAUGUCAACACUCUCACAGCCUAUAGGAUCAGCUCUCUGCCUAAUGGGUUUGAUAACUGACUAACACUCCCACCAGUGCACCCCCCACUCACAAUGCUAUGCAGAUACUAAUUGAAAUUGUUAUUUAUAUGUCGGCUAAUAUAUUUCAAAGCCAAAUAUUUGUUUGUUUUCUCCAGUGAGGUUUUCACCUUUAGGAGAUUUCUACUUAUGGCUAAAGUGGUACACUUAUAGUAAAAAAAACAAACAGUAAAGUGGUCAGAUUUUUGUACAUUUCAACUUGAAUGAAACAAAGUACACACUCGAUUCUUCAACAUAUAUUCGGCUUCACAUAAAUUAUGUCUUUGUUUUUUUUCUGCUUUGCAUCAGGUAGAAAAAACAAACAAACUUGUUUGCAAUCCAAGUGACCUUUAUUGAAGUUGCGAUGAAAGGUAGGCAAACACUUCUUGAGCCAGUAAAGCGGUUUUUAGUCUUUUACUUUGAAAAACCAAAAUGUAGUUUUGCUGGCUUAGAUCUUGAGUAGAUUCAGUAACUGGCAACUUCUCAUAUGCAAAUACUAUAACCUUACCUCAAAUUGAGAAGAAUGAUGGAUAAAAAGGGAUUCAUCUAAUUCUACCUUCACUAUUAAACUUGGUGUUGUACUCUUCAUUUGUUCAUCUGUUCUAACGUGUUGCAUGAAAGUCUCCUCAGCGGUUAUCACCCUUCAAUAUUUCAGUGGAGGAGUUUUUACUGCUGCUUCUUUGAGCCCCGAUAUGAACGAAUUCACACUCCUUACUGAUGAUGGGAGUUAGGUGUAAAUGAAAUGCAGUUUUAUGUAUUUAAUUUCAGUGUGUUGCACUGCAUCAACAGUCAUCACUCUGGCGGUGGCUAUUUUUGUUGGUGCAACAUUUAGUGUUUUAAAAUAUUUAAUUAUUUUUCUAAUCCUGAUUAAAUAUGUAUAUUUGUUGUAGGUUUAUUUGAAUGAAUAAAAUGUAAAACAAA
Messenger RNA from Labrus bergylta (ballan wrasse), 6373 nucleotides. RefSeq names its product katanin interacting protein (gene katnip). The record is from RefSeq and is a predicted model, not a curated record. Lineage: Eukaryota; Metazoa; Chordata; Actinopteri; Labriformes; Labridae.